AUGACCGCCGGAUCCGACUCUAAGCUGCUGCUGUACACCGCCAAGGUGUGUCCCUACGCCGCGCGCGCCGAGCUGGCGCUCGAGCUCGCCGGGCUGGACUACGACGUGUUCGAGGUGGACCUGAUGAACAAGCCCAGCUGGUACGCCGACAAGAUCAACGCCGCCAGCAAAGUUCCCGUACUGGUCUCCACGCGCGACAAUGUCGAAUUCAAACUCCCCGAAUCGCUCGUGAUCGUCGAGUACAUCCACGAUCUCUCGGGGCGCAUCUUUGCCUCGGACGAUGCGCAGCACCGCGCCGUGUCGCGCUACGUUGUGCAGCGGUACGAGCAGCUUGUGCAGCCGCACUACUACGCUGCCGCCAUCAACUCGAAGCCCGAGUCGGUGGGCGCAAUGCUCGAGGGCCUCAAGCAGUUCAGUGCGCUGCUCGGCUCGUUCGACCCGGCGACUCGCAGCGGCGCGUUCAUCCAGGGCGAAACACGCUUCGCCUACGCCGACCUUGGCGUUGCACCGUUCGUGGCGCGCAUUCUGUCGGUGAGCCGGGAGGGCUUGCUGCCCAAGACGGAUGCACCGGCCGUGCACGAGGCCUUCGCGUCCGACCCGGCCCUCGCCAGGCUCAACGAGUGGUGGAGCGCAGUGCAGUCCGAAGCGGCGUGGAACAAGGUGUGGGACGAACCCAAGUACCUCGCCCCGUUCAAGCAACGUCUGGCCAGUCUGAACAAGUAG
Messenger RNA from Moesziomyces antarcticus, 723 nucleotides. Its product is annotated as glutathione S-transferase. The coding region runs from base 1 to 723 and encodes 240 amino acids. The transcript is spliced from 2 exons. Gene Ontology annotation, cellular component: cytoplasm. NCBI's taxonomy places the organism in Eukaryota, Fungi, Basidiomycota, Ustilaginomycetes, Ustilaginales, Ustilaginaceae. The record is from RefSeq and is a predicted model, not a curated record.